Messenger RNA from Helianthus annuus (common sunflower), 930 nucleotides. RefSeq names its product trichoplein keratin filament-binding protein-like. The record is from RefSeq and is a predicted model, not a curated record. NCBI's taxonomy places the organism in Eukaryota, Viridiplantae, Streptophyta, Magnoliopsida, Asterales, Asteraceae. The transcript has 3 exons. Bases 1 to 930 code for a protein of 309 amino acids.
AUGAUUGAAGAUAAACCCAAAGAUAAGUCAAGAGCUUGUGCUGUAAUCCAAGAUGAUGAAGGAUAUGAUUGGAGUCAGAUUCUUUCAGAAGAAGAUCGUGUUGAUAAUCGAAGUACAGCUCAUGGUAGAAACCCAUCAAAGAGCAAACAUUAUGUUUUUAUUGCUGAAAUUCAAGAGGAAAACAAAGAAGAAAAAGGCACAGCUGAAAUCAAAGAGAAAACUAGAGAAGAAAUUCUGAGCGAGAAAACAUACCGAGAAAGAAACAUUGCUUGGAAUAGAAUGGAUGAAAUGAAAGAAGAGUAUGAGAGUGCAGUGAGCAACAAAAGAUGGGACAAAAAGAGAGAGUGUUAUUUCAACAGACAAGGUGAACCUGUUGUUCCCAAAAAGGACAUAGUUUUUGAUGAUGUUCUUCUCAUAAUUCCUCGAUCAGUCGAAUAUUACACAAAUGUUGAAAAAGAUAAAACAUAUGCAAAAAGGCUUGAAAAGGACAUAAGACAUGUCAUGAUAUCGAGAUUGAAGAAGAGAGAUGAAGAAAGAAUGAAGAAGAAUGUAGAUGAGAUGGUGAAUGAUUUGAAGAAGAUUGUUGAAGAUGUGAAAGUUGAAGCUGUUAAAGUUGAGGUUGUGAAGAAAGAAGAAGAAGUUGUUGAAGAAAAAGCUGUUACUAAAAAACAGCUUGUUGAUGAAGAAAUAAUGAAGAAGAAAGAAGAGAAAGAAAGUUUGAAUGUGGACAAUGUUGGUGAUGAAAGUGCUAAUGAUGAGAAGAAGGAAGAGCUGAAGCAGACAGAUGCAGCAGAAAACACUAAAGUGACAGUCACUGAGGUGCUCAAGAAAACCGAAGACUGUGAAAAUGAAAAACAAAGCAGCCUGGCACAACAAGAGGAAGAUGAGGCUGCUGAACCCUGGAUACCAGAUUAUGAUCCCGAUAGCUGA